Molecule: messenger RNA, 1661 nt
Organism: Labrus bergylta (ballan wrasse)
Lineage: Eukaryota; Metazoa; Chordata; Actinopteri; Labriformes; Labridae
Gene: map1lc3cl
Product: microtubule-associated protein 1 light chain 3 gamma, like
Biological process (GO): autophagy of mitochondrion; autophagosome assembly; cellular response to nitrogen starvation
Cellular component (GO): autophagosome membrane; cytosol; autophagosome
Molecular function (GO): ubiquitin protein ligase binding
Source: RefSeq, a predicted model, not a curated record
ACUUGUGUCUCUGUGUUUGUGUAUGUCUGUUGGUUGAUUUUAAUCACAACUCAUGAUUAAGUAGGCACCAUUGUUUUUUUUUUCACUGUGAGAUUUAUUUUGUGUGUGUGUGUGUUUCUCUUGAGUCUGGUCUCAUCUAAAUCAUUAUUAUCAUGUGUUGUUUAUGGUCUUCACAUGGUUGGUUUGCCCUCAUUAUACUUCUCUCUGUGUGUUUGUACCCUUCUGUGUGAAUGUGUAUGUGACAGCAGCACCAAUAUCACAAGAAGACGAGACAAUACCCUGUGAAAUAACCAGUAUGUGUGAAUCUGGUUUCAACCAGUAAAGAGGGCAAAGGCAUGCACACACACACAGCCCACUAGUACGAGGAGUGUGUCUUUGUUUGUUGGUGACACAUCUGGACUCCUCCCGGGUCUGUUCCCUAUAAAACAGCAGUGGUCAGUGCAGCUCAGUGGGGUUUGCUUACUUCCACCCGAGGGGACUUCUCUGUCAGCCUGGGCAAGACCGCUGCAACGCCUCCAUCACCGCUGGUCUCUGCAAGCCGCCCCAAGCAACACAAACAUGGCUCCUUUUGAGAAAUCCAUUGAGUUGAUGCCCUUCAAGCAAAGAAAAUGCCUUGAAACAAGAAAAGAUGAAGUGUGCAGCAUUCGGUCUAAAUUUCCCAACAAAUUGCCUGUGAUUGUGGAACGUUACAUACGUGAAAAGGCUCUUCCCCUGUUGGAUAAAACAAAGUUCCUGGUCCCGUUUGAGCUCACCUUGGGACAGUUCCUAUGCCUGUUAAGGAAUAAGAUUGCCUUGGACUCCACCCAGGCUCUGUUCCUGCUGGUGGCAGAGAAGAGCAUGUCUUGCAUGUCCUCCAGCAUGGGGGAGGUUUAUUCCCAUCACAGCGACACUGAUGGCUUCCUCUACAUCACCUACGCAUCACAAGAUAUGUUCGGAGCACCUCAGCACGCAGCCAGGCCGCCUUGCUGAUCCUGAAGCAGAUCAAAUGAACUGAACCUCAACCACUGGUGUUGACACCACAUAAACUGGACAAACUGAGCCAAGCCCAGAUGGUUUUUGUCCUGUUUUAUUAAUUUGCCCCCAAUUGCAGAUCCGCCUACCUCAUGAAACUUGCUGGAAAUCAGUAAAUAGCUCCAUCCCACGUCACUUCAGCAAGCCAAAAUUAGACUGUGGUGUGCAAGACUCACGCAGUAAGACACUGAGAGAUUGUAUUAUAUUUUGGAACCAAUUUGGAAGGUGCAACAGCUUCUUUUGAUAUUUCAACUCUAUUGAAUUUCAAAAAUCUUAAAUAAAAUGUUACACCGGUAAUUGUGAUGUUGUUUGCCUGAUGUAUUCCUCCACAGGUCAUAUUUCACCACAUUGUAAUGCGAAAAAAAAACAAAAAACUGUGUUAACCUUGCCAUAAUGCCAGUUCAGUCUAAAACCACAACCAAAUUCACACAAACAGGUUCAAACAGGUUCAAUAUCUUACUUGUGAUCAGACUCCUUCUUAGCACUUAUCCCCCUUACCUUUCCUCUCGUGGUAACCUCUUCCAUCUUCGCUUGGAAAAUGUGAAACUUGAGGUACUUACUGAAAACAUGAAUGUCAAUUUGAUGCUGCUAUGAUUUCUUGUUCUGUAUCAAGCUGCGAUUCAAUAAAGAAUACAUUCUCGUCCUUUUAA